Messenger RNA from Tribolium castaneum (red flour beetle), 1569 nucleotides. RefSeq lists its product as uncharacterized. The record is from RefSeq and is a predicted model, not a curated record. The transcript has 3 exons. NCBI's taxonomy places the organism in Eukaryota, Metazoa, Arthropoda, Insecta, Coleoptera, Tenebrionidae. Gene Ontology annotation, molecular function: ubiquitin binding. The coding region runs from base 268 to 1161 and encodes 297 amino acids.
CAGGAAUAGGGUUUUUCGCCGCUUGACAUUCGCCACCAGUGGCGCCCCCUACUCCGUCACUUUUGUUGUGUUAUUGAUUGAAUCGAGUAAAUCAAAAAUAUCCGGUUUUGUGGCAAAACGGGCACAAGUCGGGUCUUCGCCGCCAAGUCCGAGGUACAAAAGGUCGAGUUUCAUUGAUAAGCCCCCAAACCAGCCCUCAGAACGCCACUUUAACCCCCAACUCGUUUCCCUGAUUCCGGGGCGAAUUUCACUCAUUUCCCGUCGAAAAUGUCCAAAAAGGCCAUCGCCGAUCAGGAAAUCACCAUCAAAGACUCCCUUUUCGAGUUCGUUAAGACCCACAUAACGGACGCCGACUUGUCCCUCAUCGACGAUAUCGUCCUGUCUUAUGUCGUUGCGAUCCUGGAGGACGUCAGUUCGGACCCUGUCUUCAACGUUGAAGAUUUCUGCGAAAUGAUGACUGCGUACUUCCCCGAAUUCGAGUCGAUCAAUCAUGCGACUGUCUGUCAGUGGAUUUUUGAAUUGGCGGCGAAGUUGAGGGUUGAGGAACCGGAAGAGAAGUCCGUGAUUGAGAUUUCGUUACCGGAAAUUGUACCGAAGACAAAACCGAGACAAUUGGAUAACAGGGAUAGCUUUGAUUUGCCCAAAAGAGUGCACAGGUUGUCGGAAAUGAGCGAUGGGGGCUCCACGGACAGCUCCUGCUGCGAUUUUUUGGACGAAAUCGAUGUCUUGCAAGAAAUGUUCCCCCACGUUUGCUCCAUUGAGGAUGGAGCCGUGUCUGAUUGGUGUGUUUCAAAGGUGAAACAUUGCUUGGCCAUCGCCAGCGGGGACAUAGAGCGCGCCACCCAGAUUCUGAUCGAUCGUCAAGAAAACGGCCAAUGCCUCAGCCAGAACAAUUCGUUGACGAUCCACGUCAACAAGACAACAAUCGACGACGCAGAAUUGAAGAACCGCAUCAUCGAGCGGUACUCCUACAUCGACAAGGACGCCUUCACCAAGGAGCACCGGCCGGUGGCCCCCAAAGUGGAGCCCAAGAAGCUGGUCCGUUACCGCGACAACAAAAUCGUAAGUUUGAAGGGCGAGCGCUUCACCGAAGUGAAGAAGGGCGAGGACGUCGACGACAUCUCGCUGAAGAAGAACAAGAAGGGCCACAGCACGCCGUAACCAACAACCGACGUUCGGAUGAAUAAAAAUAGUUUUAAAAUUCUGAUUAGAGUAGGGUAUAUUUAUGUAAUGUCUGGCACUCUUAACUAGCUAUAGGGAGCAAGUGUUGGGUAGGGGAUAGCGUCCGGAACCCAACAACUUGCUCCUCGUCUACACACACCGGUAGUAUUAUUAUUAUAAGGUUCAAGACUAGUCAAAAUCGCGGAGGUGGCUCGUGCGUAUCCUACUUCAUUUCGAAUACCUGUGAUUCUCGUAAAGUAAAUGUAUUUUCGUACAUUUUAUCUCAAUCAGUGAUAUUAUCAAGCAUUUGGUUGCUUCGGUUUUAACGUUCAAGACUUGUGUUUUGUGUUGUUUAUCCCUUUUUUACCUUUCUCGAUUAUAAUAAAUAUGUUAAGUGUAACAAUGGAA